GCCCAGUUUUGCCAAAAAAGAAAGAAAGAAAGCAAACACUGGCCAUAACCGCAGCAUCGGCAGCCGACGCAGUUCAGGACUUCAGGCACAUCGAGCAGAGGCCGAGAAAUGGGCGCGCUCUGCCUAGUCUUCCCGUCCACGCCGCCGUCCUGCCCAUGCGGCGCCGGCGCGGCCCGCUCGAGAGUGCCCGUGCUCACGGCCACGCCUUCCCCGUUCUCCCCCUCGUCUGCCGCCGCCGCCGUCGUCGCUACCCGGCUGCAGCUCGGCAGCAGGAGUCGGGGGCGCACCGUCGUGGCGCGGGUCGGCGGCCGGGGCGAGGGCGACGGGGCCAAGGACGCCGGAGCGGCGGCGUUCUUCGGAGAGGACGGGGUGGUGGAGGACAUGGACGGGUACCUCGACUACCUGUCGCUCGAGUACGAUUCCGUCUGGGACACCAAGCCUGCCUGGUGCCAACCCUGGACAAUAUUGCUCACAGGAACUGCUGUGGUUGCGUGUAGUUGGGUGCUCCAAUCGGUUAUAGUUACUGCAGGAGUUUCUUUUAUAAUAUGUGCAUGGUGGUACAUAUUUCUCUACUCCUACCCUAAGGCCUACACCCAGAUGAUAGCAGAGAGAAGGAAAAAGGUAGCCAGUGGAGCUGAAGAUACCUACGGGAUGGAGAAAAUCCAGUGAGGAGGAUCUCCAGCACAUCAGUGCUUCUGUGGAGUGCAGAGUUGUUUCUAGCAUUGCUUGCUGAGAAUGAUAGUUAGAAUGAUUGUGCAGCUCAGGCUACACCAGUUGUCUUCAGAUCUUGAAAUUGCGACAGCAUCAUGGAAUCGGGCUGCCUUGUUUAUUCAAAUCUUCAGCUUUCCCUUGUUUCCUUGGUA
Messenger RNA from Panicum virgatum (switchgrass), 863 nucleotides. RefSeq lists its product as uncharacterized. Bases 109 to 669 code for a protein of 186 amino acids. NCBI's taxonomy places the organism in Eukaryota, Viridiplantae, Streptophyta, Magnoliopsida, Poales, Poaceae. The record is from RefSeq and is a predicted model, not a curated record. Gene Ontology annotation, cellular component: chloroplast. The transcript is spliced from 3 exons.